This is a messenger RNA of Penicillium brevicompactum, 1629 nucleotides long. RefSeq names its product zinc finger BED domain-containing protein. Bases 1 to 1629 code for a protein of 542 amino acids. Gene Ontology annotation, cellular component: nucleus. Gene Ontology annotation, biological process: regulation of transcription by RNA polymerase II. The transcript has 2 exons. The record is from RefSeq and is a predicted model, not a curated record. NCBI's taxonomy places the organism in Eukaryota, Fungi, Ascomycota, Eurotiomycetes, Eurotiales, Aspergillaceae.
AUGUUGGCGCAACAGCCUCUGCCCAGCAACCAGGCCUGGGACGGCAACAUGCAGUUGUUGAGCCCCGCGCGCAUCCCAUACCCCGGUAUCCAGAAGAGAUCAUCGCCCUCGGCCAAUUCGCGCUCCAUGCCUUCCGGCUACCACAGUCGGUCCAACAGCUCCAACAAACCAUUACCGACCCCGGUGCAGACCCCACUUCAGAACUCCUUCCUCGCGACACCUUUCCAGAACUUCGAUCCCACAUCGCAGGAUGCUCACAACGCUGAGACUGAAACAGCUAUGCGACGAGCAAUUAUGGACCAGCAGAAGCAAUCUUCACCACAGCAAUUCCAGGGCGAUUACUCUCUGGCUCCCUCAGUAUCAACACUGAGUCAUAAUUCCCCGGUGACCCCACAGACGAGUCUCGAUGAGCUCGACGACGCCUCAAAGUCGAUGAGCAAUGGUGAGAUUCAAAAUCCUGAAAUCGACCGGUGGAUGACACAAUACUUACAUUUCGAUGCACCAGAAUAUAACAACGGCAUGCCAAUGGGAAUUCCCAGGUUGGACAGGACGAUCUCUGAUAUCUAUCAGGAUGAGCUCUACAACCCUGCUAUUAUGGCCGCGCCUCAAGUGUCCAACAAGCAAAUGGGACAGAACCACUUGAACCCACGCAACUUCAUUGCCGACCGACUGAGCGCCGCCAACCAGGGCCAUAUGUCUGCUCGCUCUCAAUCACCUGUCAACAGACGGGACCGCUCACCUUUCCGCCCCUCUUCCCCAUUCGCAGGCGACAUGGGCAACGAGGCUUUGCAGCAACCACAAGCUGCUACCAGCGUGCCCAUGUCUAAUGCAAUGAACAUGAACCAGAACAUGAACCAAAACACUGGUGAUAUCAAGACCAUGUCUCCUAAGGAUGCAGUUUUGGACUUCCAGGAUGGGGAUGACUCCAUGCCUCCUCUGUUCCCUGCGGGCAUUCCCUCCACUCAGCCUGAUUUCAACUUGGGCGAUGCGCUCGGUUUGCGACGCGACAGCGGUUCCAUGAGAGCGAUGGAAGCAUUCCCUCAAUACACCGCGCCUACUAUGUCUCAGCCUCAAUUCGCAUUCGCUCAACAACAGAGCCGUCCUCAGAACCACCUGCUACAGCAGCCUUCUGACUUCCCAUCGCUUCCUACUAUGGAAUCGACCGAGACACCACGGAGCCAGAUCAGCAUGCCUUCUACGGAGAGCAUCCCUCGCCCUGGCAACACCACCUCGGAUGCCGGCACCUAUACUUGCACCUACCACAACUGCGCCUACCGCUUCGACUCCCCCUCUCGAUUGCAGCGACACAAGCGCGAGGCGCACCGCCAAACUACACCGGGCGGCCACCUGAUUAGCCGCGACACCACACUUCGCAACUCCCAGGCCGGCCCUCACAAAUGCGAGCGCAUCAACCCGUCAACUGGAAAGGCAUGCAAUUCUAUCUUCUCUCGUCCCUACGAUCUUACGCGACAUGAACACACCAUUCAUACCGCCGGGAAGCAGAAAGUGCGCUGCCACAUCUGUAACGAGGACAAGACUUUUAGCCGAAACGACGCUCUCACAAGGCACAUGCGAGUCGUGCAUCCCGAAAUUGAUUGGCCAGGCAAGCAGCGUAGAAGGAGGGACUGA